AUGGCGGCGGCGGCGGGCGGCGGCGGUUGCCCGGGGCCUGGCUCGGCGCGGGGCCGCUUCCCGGGCCGGCCACGGGGCCCCGGCGGGGGCGGGGGCCGCUGCGGGCGGGGCGGCGGCGGGGAGCGGGCCCGGGUGGCCCUGCGGCGAGGCGGCGGCGGCGCGGCCGGGGCUGGAGGAGCGGAACCCGGCGAGGACACGGCCCUGCGCCGCCUGCUCGGCCUCCGCCGGGGCCUGCGCCGGUUCCGCCGUUUGUGGAAGGGACUGCACACUCGCCGGGGCCGGAGCCGGAGUCGGGGCCGAGGCCGGGGCCGGGCCGGCCUGCAAGAGGAGUCCGACCCGGGCCAGGGGCAGGAGGAGGAGGAGGUGGAGGAGAGCACUGACGAGGAGAACGAGGAGGAGGAGGAGGAGUUUCUGGGUUUCCACUCAGAUGAAGAUGUGGCCCCCAGUUCCCUGCGCUCUGCGCUGCGGUCCCAGCAAGGUGGAACCCCCAGAGGCCGGGGCCGCAAACACAGGACCACCCCCCCUCCACCUCCCCGCCCAGCCGAAGUGGCCCUUCCCCCCCAGAAGGCCCCGUCCCGGAGACGGGGCGAGACUGGCAAAGAGCGGAUGGUGCAGGUACUGGCUGAGCUGCUUCAGCGGGCCCAGGCCCCGCCAAGUCCUCGGGGCCGAGUCUCCGAAUCUCCCACCCCUCGUCGGCCUCGAGGCCGGCCACCGGGCUCUUCGAAGAAGAAGAAGAAGAAGAAGAAGAAGCUGCCAGCGGUGGCAGCGGCGACUCCCAAGGCCACGGCGACUCCCAAGGCCGCGGCGACUCCCAAGGCCGCGGCGACUCCCAAGGCCGCGGCGACUCCCAAGGCCGCGCUCCCCAUAGUCCCGGGAAGUCGACGUGCUGGGGCCUGGAGACACCGAGAGGCCACUGGCCCCGGGAGUCACAAAAGAGGGGACUCGGGCCGUGGGGGCCGAGGAGGUAGGGGCCGUGGCCGGGGGAGACUCCCUCUCCUACUCAAGUUCGUCUCAAAGGCUAAAAAGAUGAAGAUGGGACAGUUGACCUUGGGACCCGAGCCAGGACGGGGUCGAGGCCGUCGAAGGGGGGGCCGCCGGGGAGUCCCUCCAGGUAGAGUUGGGUCUGACCGAGGAGAGGAGCAACAUCCAAAGUGGCAGCCGGAGGAAAAAGAAGAAAAAGACGAAGAAGAGAAGAAGGUGACCGAGGAAGAGGAAGAAAAGGCACCUUCACCACCACCUCCUCUGCCUACUCCCCCUCCUCCACCUUCCCCUCCCCCUCCCCCACCUCCACCCCCUCCACCCCCUCCAGCUCCUGAGGAGGAGGGAGAUACGCCCCCUCCCCUGGCCACAGCAGCUACUAGAUCUCGAAAAAGAGGCCGGCCUCCCCUGACCCCUACCCAGCGAGCUGAACGGGAGGCGGCCCGAGCAGGGCCAGAAGGUGGCUCCCCCCCUACCCCUGUCCCUCCUGCAGGGCCUCCUGAAGACAGUCCUACAGCCCCCCCCAAGGGGACCACUUUCCUGAAAAAUAUUAGACAGUUUAUCAUGCCUGUGGUGAGUGCCCGAUCUUCCCGUCUCAUCAAGACCCCUCGACGGUUCAUGGACGAAGAGGCCCCCCGACCCCCAAAGACUGAAGCUUCCCCCCCAUCUCGGCCCCCUGUCGAAGUCUCUGCACCAGCCCCCCAAGAAACAACUCUAGCUCCUGAUCCCACUCCUGCUCCCAUUCCUGCUCUGGCUCCGGCUCUGGCUCCAGCUCCGGCUCCACCUCCACCUCCUACUCCUGCUCCUACCCCUACCCCUACUCCUACUCCUACUUCUACCCCUACCCCUACCCCUAUUCCUACUCCUACCCCUACCCCUACCCCUAUUCCCACUCCUACCCCUACUCCUACCCCUUCUCCACCUCCCCAAUCACCAACACCCCCACCAGCCUCUCUUCCUGAAAAGAGACGUUCUAUCCUGAGGGAGCCCACGUUCCGAUGGACUUCACUGAGUUUGGAGCUAGCCCCACCUCCACCUCCAGCUCCUCCACCAGCCCCUCCACCAGCCCCUCCACCAGCACCCAUGACCCCAACCCGGAGGCCUCUUCUGCUUCGAGCUCCCCAGUUCACUCCCAGUGAAGCCCACUUGAAGAUCUAUGAAUCUGUGCUAGCCACACCCCUGCCCGGGGCCCCCGAUCCCCCUGAGCCAGAGCCUCCCCCAGCCGAUGAACCGAUUUUAGAGCCUGAGGCACGGACAGGGAGUCGAACCAAUCACCUCAGCUUGCCCUGCUUCAGCCCUUCCGCAGCCACCCCCACCAAGGCUGAGGGCCCCCAAGGCUCACCGGCUCCUAGCAAUGGGCAGCCACAGGCGCCUCCGCCCCCUCCCCCCGAGGAGCAGAGUCUCUGUGCUCGGGGCACGAUUUCGCUUCCUCUCUCUGGAGUAGAAGAGAAGAUGUUCAGUCUUCUCAAGAAGGCGAAAGUCCAGCUGUUUAAGAUCGAUCAGCAGCAGCACCAGCAGAAGGGGGCCCACCCAAUUCUGCCAAGCCCUGGAAUGAAGGUGGAAGAGGCUGUGAGGACCCUCAAGCAGAGCCCUGAGAGAGGAGCAGUCAAGUCUGAGGACGAGUUCCUGGAAGCCAAGAAGGAGAGACCCCCAGGUCCCGAGUCUCCGGUGCAGGGCCCUCGAAUCAAACACGUGUGUCGGCACGCCGCUGUGGCGCUGGGCCAGGCCCGGGCCAUGGUGCCCGAGGACGUCCCUCGGCUCAGUGCCCUGCCUCUUCGGGAGCGGCACGACCUUGCGGCUGACGAUACAUCCUCAGCCUCUGAGACCGAAGGCAUCCCGUCACGCUCCCGAAGGGGAAAGGUGGAACCAGCUGGCCUGGGGGGGAGCUCGGGGUCCACAGGGACUGGGGGGACCCUGCCCCAUGCCCCGAGACGGUCCCUGCCCUCCCACCAGGGCAAGAAGAUGAGGAUGGCACGGUGUGGCCGUUGUCGAGGCUGCCUGCGACUGCAAGACUGUGGGUCCUGUGUCAAUUGUCUGGACAAACCCAAGUUUGGAGGCCCCAACACCAAAAAGCAGUGCUGUGUGUACCGGAAGUGUGAUAAGAUUGAGGCCCGAAAGAUGGAGCGCCUGGCCAAGAAAGGCCGCACAAUGGUGAAGACCCUUCUACCCUGGGAUUCCGACGAAUCCCUGGAAGCAUCUCCUGGGCCUCCUGGGCCUCGGCGGGCGUCAGGGGGCGGAGGGCCCCGGGAGGAGGCAGUGGCCCCACCUGGCCCUGAGGAGCAGGAUCCCCUUCUGCAGCGCAAGUCAGCCCGGCGCUGCGUCAAACAGCGGCCUUCUUAUGAUAUUUUCGAAGACUCGGACGACUCUGACCCGGGUGUUCCUUCAGCUUCUCGCCGCCGUGCCCCCCGAGAAAAUGAGUUGCCCCUUCUAGAGCCGGAGGAGCAGAGCCGGCCCAGAAAGGCCACCUUGCAGCCUGUGGUGCAGCUUAAGGCUCGGCGGCGUCUGGAAAAGGACACUUCUGCCCCCGGACCCUUUGCCUCCUUCCCCAAUGGCUGGACUGGAAAGCAGAAAUCUCCCGAUGGCAUCCACCGAGUCCGUGUGGAUUUCAAGGAGGACUGUGACCUGGAAAACGUGUGGCUGAUGGGUGGUCUGAGUGUGCUCACUUCUGUGCCUGGGGGUCCCCCCCUCGUGUGUCUGCUAUGUGCCAGCAAAGGCUUACAUGAGCUGGUGUUCUGCCAGGUCUGCUGCGACCCUUUCCACCCCUUCUGCCUGGAGGAGGCGGAACGGCCGCUGCCCCAGCACCACGACACCUGGUGCUGCCGUCGGUGCAAGUUCUGCCACGUCUGUGGGCGUAAGGGCCGGAGCACCAAGCACCUCUUGGAGUGUGAGCGCUGCCGCCAUGCUUACCACCCCGCCUGUUUGGGGCCCAGCUACCCGACCCGGGCCACACGAAAAAGGCGUCACUGGAUCUGCUCGGCCUGUGUCCGGUGUAAAAGCUGCGGAGCGGCUCCGGGGAAGAACUGGGACAGCGAGUGGUCGGGGGAUUGUAGUCUCUGCCCGGGCUGUACCCAGCUUUAUGAGAAAGGAAACUUUUGCCCAAUUUGUACACGCUGCUAUGAGGAUAACGACUACGAGAGCAAGAUGAUGCAGUGCGCACAGUGUGAUCACUGGGUGCACGCCAAGUGCGAGGGCCUCUCAGACGAGGGCUACGAGAUUCUGUCUGGGCUGCCAGACUCGGUGCUAUACACAUGUGGGCCAUGUGCUGGGACAGCCCCUCCCCGAUGGCGAGAAGCCCUGGAUGGGGCUCUUCGGGGGGGGCUGCACCAGGUUCUGCAAGGGCUACUGAGCUCCAAGGUGACUGGACCUCUGCUGCAGUGCACCCAGUGUGGACAGGACGGGGAACAGUUGCACCGAGGACCCUGCGACCUCCGGGCCGUGAGCCAGCUCUUUGAAGAUGGGCACUACAGCUCCGUGCACAGCUUCAUGGAAGACGUAGUAGGGAUCCUGAUGAGACACAUGGAGGAAGGAGAUGCCCCUGAGCGCCGGGCUGUGGGGCAGGCCAAAGGGCUCCUCCUGAAGCUCCUGGAGUCUGCCUUUGGCUGGUUUGAUGCCCAUGAUCCCAAGUACUGGAGACGGAACACCCGGCUGCCCAACGGUGUCCUGCCCAACGCCGUCCUGCCGCCCUCGGCGGAUCACAUCUAUGCUCAGUGGAGACAACAAGAGUCUGAGGCGCCGGUGCCCAGCCAUCCCCCCGGGGGGGGCGCCGUCCCAGCAGCCGUGCAGACGAAGGAGCCUGCUUUGGAGUCCCACCUGGAGGAUCCUCGUCAGUGUGCGCUCUGCCUCAAGUACGGGGACGCCGACUCCAAGGAGGCUGGAAGGCUCCUGUACAUCGGACAGAACGAGUGGACGCACGUCAACUGUGCCAUCUGGUCAGCGGAAGUGUUUGAGGAGAACGAUGGCUCCCUCAAGAACGUUCACGCUGCUGUGGCCCGCGGCCGGCAGAUGAGGUGUGAGCUGUGCCUGAAGCCUGGGGCCACUGUGGGCUGCUGCUUGUCCUCCUGCCUUAGCAAUUUCCACUUCAUGUGCGCCCGCGCCAGCUGCUGCAUCUUCCAGGAUGACAAGAAGGUUUUUUGCCAAAAACACACGGACCUCCUGGAUGGCAAGGAGAUCGUGACUCCCGAUGGCUUUGACGUUCUGCGCCGCGUCUAUGUUGAUUUCGAGGGCAUCAGUUUCAAGCGAAAGUUUUUGACGGGUUUGGAGCCAGAUGCCAUCAACGUGCUCAUUGGCUCUAUCCGAAUCGAUUCACUGGGGACGCUCUCUGACCUGUCGGACUGCGAGGGAAGACUCUUUCCCAUUGGCUACCAGUGCUCGCGUCUGUACUGGAGCACAGUGGACGCCCGGCGGCGCUGCUGGUAUCGGUGCCGGAUCCUCGAGUAUCGACCCCGGGGCCCUCGGGAGGAGCCUGACCACAUCGGGGCAGCGGAGGAGAACCGCACCAUCGUGCACAGCCCCAUCCCCCCCGCAGAGCUGCUGGGAGCCGAGCCCCCCCAACCAGGGCCUGACACCUUUUGCCAGGGUCCUGAGCGCUACUCCCCUGCCCAGAGCACGGGCCCCUUACCCCCUCCUCCAGAGCCAAGCGUCGCCCCCUCCCCGGCCCCACGGUCUGUCUCAGGGGCUAGAAUCAAAGUGCCCAACUACUCCCCUUCCCGAAGGCCCCUAGGAGGCGUCUCCUGCUGGCCGCUGCCCUCCCCCGGAAGUCCAUCAUCUCUGUCCCACCACAUCCCAACGGUCGGGGAUCCUGACUUCCCGGCUCCCCCAAGACGUUCCCGCCGUCCCAGCCCCCUGGCGUCCCGGCUGCCACCCCGACGGGCCUCCCCGCCCCCCCGGCCCGCUCCUCAGCUCAGGGUGCCCCCUCCUACCUCAGCCCUCGAGGCCCUCAUGCCUACCUCAGGGGAGCUGGCUCCCCCCGGCCCAGCCACCUCCCCCCCACCUCCUCCUGAGGACUUGGGCCCUGACUUUGAGGACAUGGAGGUGGUGCCGGGGCUGAGUGCGGCCGACUUGGACUUUGCGGCCAGCCUGCUGGGGUCCGAGCCCUUCCAGGAGGAGGAGAUUGUGGCGGAGGGGGCUGGGGGCAAUAGCCGGGGGGCCCCGGGGGAUAGCUCGGAGGAGGAGGCCGGCCCCCCCACCCACUACAUUCACUUCCCCCCCACUGUGGUGCCUGGCCCCGCCCCGCCCCCUGGUCCGCUACCUGGAACCCCCCGAAUCGAACAACUGGACGGAGUGGACGAUGGCACAGACAGCGAAGCUGAGGCUGUCCAGCAGCCACGGGGCCAGGAAGCCCCCAAUUCGGGGCCAGGAGUGGGAGGGGUAGGAGGUGGGGGGGGAGGAGGGGAUGGAGCAAGGCCGCCCGAGGACCUCCCUUCAGAGAUUGUGGAGUUUGUGCUGAAGAACCUAGGUGGAGCUGGUGAGGGUGGGGCCGGCCCUGGCGAAGACCCCCCCCUGCCGCCGCCCUCCCUGGCCAAUGGCAGCCAGGCCCCCCCUGUUCCGCUCCCCGCCCCAGCCGAUCCCCCCCGGACGUUUGCCUGGCUUCCCGGGGCUCCCGGAGUCCGAGUCCUCAGCCUCAGCCCCGCCCCCGAGCCCCCCAAAACUGCUGCCUCCAAGAUCAUUCUUGUAAACAAACUGGGCCAGGUGUUUGUGAAAAUGGCCGGGGAGAGCGAUCCGGGCCCGCCUCUGCCUAAACGGCCCCCGCCGACCCCUCCGACUGCCAGCCCAGCCUGGGGUCUCGCCCCCGGGCCCUUGCUGAGUGUGCUGCCUGUGGUGGGGGUGGUGCGCCCUCCACCCCCACCUCCCCCAUCGCUGACCCUGGUGCUGAGCAGCGGGCCCCCCAGCCCCCCCCGCCCGGCCAUUCGAGUCAAGAGGGUGUCAACCUUCGCUGGCCGCAGUCCCUCGGCACCCCCCCCAAACAAGGCCCCCCGGCUGGAUGGGGAGGGAGAUUCCCUCGAGAGUACCCCCCAACCAGUGGGGACCUUGGGCAGUGGACUGAGCAGAGUACGCAUGAAAACGCCCACCGUGCGGGGGGUCCUGGACCUGGACGCCCCCGGGGAGCCGAGCAGGGGGGAGAGUCCCAUGACCCUCCCCGACCGGCCCCCGUUGCUCCCGCUGCCAGACUGCAGCCUCCCCAAGGUCUCCGAAGGGCCCCCCGACCUGCUGCUUGAGCCCCAGUGGCACCACUACUCAGGUGAGGCAUCGAGUUCAGAGGACGAUCCGCCAUCCCCCGAAGACAAGGAGAACCAAGGGCCCCGGCGGGCGGGCCCCCACCUUCGCUUUGAGAUCAGCAGCGAAGACGGCUUCAGUGUGGAAGCAGAGAGCCUGGAAGGCGCCUGGCGCACCUUGAUCGAGAAAGUCCAGGAGGCCCGUGGGCACGCCCGGCUCAGGCAUCUCUCCUUCAGUGGGAUGAGCGGCGCGCGGCUCUUGGGCAUUCACCACGACGCCGUGAUCUUCCUGGCGGAGCAGCUCCCCGGCGCCCAGCGCUGCCAUCACUACAAGUUCCGAUACCACCAGCAGGGGGAGGGGCAGGAAGAGCCCCCCCUGAACCCCCAUGGAGCCGCCCGCGCCGAAGUCUACCUCCGGAAAUGCACCUUCGACAUGUUCAACUUCCUGGCGUCCCAGCAUCGCGUGCUGCCCGAGGGGGCCGCCUGUGACGAGGAGGAGGACGAGGUGCAGCUCAGGUCCACCAGGCGUGCCACCAGUUUGGAGCUGCCCAUGGCCAUGCGCUUCCGGCACCUCAAGAAGACGUCCAAAGAGGCCGUGGGGGUCUACAGGUCGGCCAUCCACGGCCGGGGUCUGUUCUGUAAGCGCAACAUAGAUGCGGGAGAGAUGGUCAUCGAGUACUCGGGCAUCGUGAUCCGCUCGGUGCUCACUGACAAGCGCGAGAAGUUCUACGAUGGCAAGGGAAUCGGGUGCUACAUGUUCCGCAUGGACGACUUCGAUGUGGUGGACGCCACCAUGCACGGCAACGCGGCGCGCUUCAUCAACCACUCAUGCGAGCCCAACUGCUUCUCCCGCGUGAUCCACGUGGAGGGCCAGAAGCACAUCGUGAUCUUUGCCCUCCGGCGCAUCCUCCGGGGGGAGGAGCUCACCUACGACUACAAGUUCCCCAUCGAGGACGCCAGCAACAAGCUGCCCUGCAACUGUGGGGCCAAGCGCUGUCGCCGCUUCCUCAACUGACCCGCCCCCCCCAGCCCAAGCUGUCACCCCUGGCCUGGCCCUGAGGGGACCCCACCCGUGUCCUUGGCCAUCUUGUUCUCCCCCCCACCCACCCCCAGCCUCAGCACGUGUCCCCAGGGAGCCCUGCCUGCCCUCUUCCAGUUAGCACCUGCCUGCAGGGUCCAGGAUGUAGAUAUAUUGUACAAAGGUUUCUAAAUCCCUUCUUUUCUAUGCACUUUUUUAUUUAAAAGGUGGGGUCCCAGGGGGGACUCCCCCCACAAUAAAGUCCGUCAAUGUUUGGA
This is a messenger RNA of Antechinus flavipes (yellow-footed antechinus), 8486 nucleotides long. It is a transcript of the gene KMT2B, whose product is annotated as lysine methyltransferase 2B. Lineage: Eukaryota; Metazoa; Chordata; Mammalia; Dasyuromorphia; Dasyuridae. Gene Ontology annotation, biological process: positive regulation of DNA-templated transcription. Gene Ontology annotation, molecular function: zinc ion binding; protein binding; DNA binding. The coding region runs from base 1 to 8205 and encodes 2734 amino acids. Gene Ontology annotation, cellular component: nucleus; histone methyltransferase complex. The transcript is spliced from 37 exons. The record is from RefSeq and is a predicted model, not a curated record.